This is a messenger RNA of Aureobasidium pullulans EXF-150, 1771 nucleotides long. Its product is annotated as monooxygenase flavin-binding family protein-like protein. The record is from RefSeq and is a predicted model, not a curated record. Bases 166 to 1641 code for a protein of 491 amino acids. The transcript is spliced from 2 exons. Gene Ontology annotation, molecular function: N,N-dimethylaniline monooxygenase activity; flavin adenine dinucleotide binding; NADP binding. Lineage: Eukaryota; Fungi; Ascomycota; Dothideomycetes; Dothideales; Saccotheciaceae.
AUCGAGGUAUGUUUCUUGUUGUAAGUAUUUGACAGUACAGAGGCCUCUAGAACAUAAGUAGUGUCUCUUGACCUCUUCAGGCUACUCAAUUCUUCAACGUUGAAAACAAAUAUUUGUUCCAGCUGUACCUGAUAUCAUACUUGGUCCGCGAACUAGCCACUCAAGAUGGACACCAAGAGCGACACGUCGAACUACUAUGACUGCCUGAUUAUUGGAGCAGGAAUUUCUGGUAUAAAUGUAGCAUACCGUCUGCAGGAGCAAACAUCCAACAAAUCGUAUGCAAUUUUGGAGGCCAGAGAUUCUCUAGGUGGCACAUGGGAUCUCUUUCGCUAUCCUGGAAUCCGUAGCGAUUCGGACAUGUACACAUUCGGCUUCGAAUUCUAUCCAUGGAAAGAGUAUCGCACAAUGGCAGAUGGAGCAUCUAUCAAAGAGUACUUGAAGGAUGCUGCCAACAACUUCGGAAUCGAUAAACACAUCCGUUAUCGCCACAAACUUCAAUCUGCAAAUUGGUCCACAGACCAACAAAACUGGAGUCUCAAAGUCGAUACACCUCAGGGCGAACAGAAUCUCCGCGCCCGCUUCAUUGUUUUCUGCACAGGUUAUUACGACUUCAAUGAGGCCAUGCCUGCUACAAUUCCCGGUAUCAAAGACUUCCAAGGAAAAGUUGUCCACCCUCAAUUCUGGCCAGAAGAUCUGGACUAUGAGAACAAGGAUGUCGUUAUUGUUGGAAGUGGCGCUACUGCUAUAACACUUCUUCCUAACAUAGCCAAGAAGACCAAUAAAGUCAUCAUGCUCCAGCGGAGCCCGACAUAUAUUGCCGCGGUGCCCCAACGAGACAACCUUUCAUACUGGCCCGCCAAGUUUCUCCCUGUCAGCUGGACAUACAAGCUCAGACGCAUACAGUUCUUGAUCCUCCCCUUCCUCUUUUUCAAGUUCUGCAAGGCUUUCCCUGAUCGUGCCAGAAGACUUCUGAAAAAGGGAGCUGCAUCUCAGCUACCGGAAGGGUAUCCCUUGGAGCCCAACUUCGAGCCGAACUAUGGACCAUGGGACCAACGUCUGUGCGCGUCUCCCGAUGGAGACUUUUAUAAAGCCAUCAAAGACGGACAAGCCGAAGUUAUCACUGCUUCAAUCAAACAAGUCACAGAGAAGAGCAUUCACCUUGAAGGCUCCGAUCGUGUCUUGACCCCUGACAUAAUCGUUACCGCCACUGGGUUGAAGCUUAUCAUGGCGGGAGGAGCCAAGCUCUCUGUUGAUAACGAGCCUCUCGAGGUGCCGCAGAAGCAUCUCUGGAAAGGUGCUAUGAUCGAGGACGUCCCUAAUGCUGCCAUUGUUAUUGGCUACACGAACGCAUCCUGGACUCUGGGCUCAGACGCGACCGCACAGUUUGUCACUCGUCUUAUCAACCACAUGGACAAGAACGGUAUGACACAAGCAGUGCCCAGGGUGGACAAGAACUCUGAUAUGCAGGACCAAUCUGUCCUCAAUCUCAGUUCUACAUACAUCGUUAAAGCAGAGGGUAGUCUGCCUCGAGCCGGAAAUAAAGCUCCUUGGCUUCCGCGCUCACAUUAUCUGAGAGAUUUGUGGGAGAUGAAAUUUGGCAGCAUUACGCACGACAUGCAGUUCUCCAGGAUUUCGACGUAGCGAUAGACUGACUGAGUCUGCCACUUCAAUAUUUUGGUAGACAUUACACUGUAUAAUAAUCUUGCAUAAUUUACAACUAAACUUGGCCAAUCAUAGCUCGGCGGAUCUACUCCGCAAUUCGGACCGACCG